CGGCUCGCUGCUGCUCCUGCUGCUCUUCCUCGGGGACUCUGCGGGCAUGGAGGGCACCACGAUGCGGGGGCUGGUGGCGCUGCUGGCGGCGCUGAGCUGCGCGGCCCCGGCGGGGCGGGCGGCGGCGCCUGGGGCUGCCCUGAGCUCCAACGCCAUCAAGGGACCCCCCCCGGGAGGGGCGGCGGAGACCAGCGCCGCCCCCGCACCCCCGUUCGACGGCAGCAAUAAAGCACCGCCGGCCGCCACCCGACAGCCUUUCCCGUGCACCGAGGACGAGGAGUGCGGCCCCGAGGAGUUCUGCGGGAGCGCGGCCCGCGGCGGGGGAGCCCCGCUGUGCCUGGGCUGCCGGCGGCGCCGCAAGCGCUGCCUGCGCGAUGCCAUGUGCUGCCCCGGCAUGAGCUGCAGCAACGGGCUCUGCACGCCCCUGGAGCCGCCGCACGGAGCGGCCGAGCUGGACGAGACGGGCACCGAGGCGCUGCCCCGACGGACGCCCGCUCCCGCCUGGCUGCCCACGGCCAAAGGAGAGGAGGGCGACUUCUGCCUGCGCUCGUCGGACUGCGCGGCCGGGCUGUGCUGCGCCCGCCACUUCUGGUCCAAGAUCUGCAAGCCGGUGCUGCGGGAGGGCCAGGUGUGCACCCGGCACCGCCGGAAAGGCUCGCACGGCCUCGAGAUCUUCCAGCGCUGCCAGUGCGCCGAGGGGCUGGCGUGCCGCGGGCAGCGGGAGCACGGCCCGGCCGACGCCUCCCGCCUGCACACCUGCCAGCGCCACUGACGGACACACGGACACGCGGACGGACAGACGGACACCUGCCUGCGCCACUGACCGACACACGGACACGCGGACAGACAGAUGGACACCUGCCAGCGCCACUGACCGACACACGGACAGGUGCCGGUGGCGCUGAGCCGCACAUGGACAGACAGACGGACACCUGCCAGCGCCACUGACAGACACACAGACACAUGGACAGGGACGCGCACGGAUAGACAGACAGGUGCCAGCGGCGCUGAGCCACACGCGGACAGACGGACAGACACGCUGAGCCACAUACGGACGGACAGAUGGACACGCGGACAGACAGACGGACAGGUGCCGGCGGCUCUGAGCCAUACACGGAGACGCGGAGAGACGGACGGACGCGUGCCGGCGGUGCUGAGCGACAACACGUGGACAGACAGACGGACAGGUGCUGGCAGCAUUGAGUGACAGACGGACAGGUACCGGCGGCACUGAGAGACGCACAGACAGACAGAUGGACAGGAGCGACACACAGACACACGAACGGGACAGGUGGACGCGUCCCCGUCUCGCCUGCGCACGUGCCGGUGGCACUGAGCGACGCACGGACGGGACAGACAGACGGACAGGUGUCGGCGGCACAGAGGCGGCACACGGACGGGACAGACAGACACGGACAGGCUCCGGCGCGGCCGGAGCGAAGGUUGUUUCUCAAGGGAACUUCUCCUCAGCGACUCCUUGCAGUACGUUACUGUGUUGUGAAUACUCGAGCUGGCACUUAGCUGUACGCGGCGCCGGGGCUCCCAGGGACUGCCUUCUAGCCAGCUGUUAUCCCGAGCUCUCCCCGCGCUCCGGCCGCGGCUUUGGGCGCACUGGGUUUUUCUGGGACGCCCCCGAGUGCGUGCGAGCGAGCGAAUAAACUCUGUAAAUUCACCCCGAGAUGCCUCCAGUCCUGCCCGGGGAGGAGAGAUGGGGCGGGGGGGUCCAUCCUCAGCAUCCCACGGGAAUGGGAUGGGUUGGCACUGGAAUGGUUGGAAUUCCUUUUUAGGGAUUCCACUGGUGCCCUCUGGAGGAGAGGGAGCGCGGUCGGGGCUCUGGGAAGGGCUCCUGGCAGCAGAAUCCCUGUCCCUGAUUUUGGGAGGGAAGAGGGAGCGAGGGAUCACUCUCGGACCGACCACUGGUGCUGCCCAUCUCGACCUUGCUCCAUGCACAAUAAAGAUUUA
Messenger RNA from Zonotrichia leucophrys gambelii, 1962 nucleotides. It is a transcript of the gene DKK1, whose product is annotated as dickkopf WNT signaling pathway inhibitor 1. The transcript has 4 exons. Gene Ontology annotation, cellular component: extracellular region. Gene Ontology annotation, biological process: negative regulation of canonical Wnt signaling pathway; multicellular organism development. The record is from RefSeq and is a predicted model, not a curated record. Gene Ontology annotation, molecular function: co-receptor binding; receptor antagonist activity. NCBI's taxonomy places the organism in Eukaryota, Metazoa, Chordata, Aves, Passeriformes, Passerellidae. Bases 47 to 772 code for a protein of 241 amino acids.